Molecule: messenger RNA, 2240 nt
Organism: Silurus meridionalis
Lineage: Eukaryota; Metazoa; Chordata; Actinopteri; Siluriformes; Siluridae
Gene: noxo1b
Product: NADPH oxidase organizer 1b
Exons: 8
Coding region: 180-1562 (460 amino acids)
Biological process (GO): superoxide anion generation
Molecular function (GO): protein binding; superoxide-generating NADPH oxidase activator activity; phosphatidylinositol binding
Source: RefSeq, a predicted model, not a curated record
UGGAGGUUAGAACCGCCCACUGAGAUAUGAUUGGCUGACGCGUUGGUCUGUAGAAAUAAAACGGAGCAGGUGAGGAAAAUAUUCAAAGCUGCUCGCGCACCGCAUCACUUGCGGGAACCUUCGGUGACGAGAAGCUCAGUUUUGAGUUUGUUUACGAUCAACACUCUGCUCAGAUCACAAUGAGUGACCAUCGGUACCCUCUGCACGUCCGAAUAAUCGGCAUAAUGUGCAAAGGCAACAACAAAUUGUACAUGGCAUCUGUGCUGUGGUCGGAUCAGACCGAAGUGAUUGUCUACAGAUCCCUGCGAGACUUCAAGCAACUUCACAGGCAACUGAAGAAAAAAUUUCAAGUGGACAAACCAUUUCAACCUCAAGAUAGAGUGUUGCCCAGAUUUGGAGGUUUAGUGAUGAAGCUGAGCCUCCAGAGGAAGACUCCAGCUCAGUGUGUUUAUCGAGUGAAGGCUCUAGAAAGUUACUGCACUGAGCUGCUUCGUUGUGAGAAGAAUGUCUCGCAGUCUUCCGAACUUAUUCGUUUCCUUGUUUCCAAGGAAGAAGAGCUGCAUCCUGAGUUUGCACGCAACAGCAUAAUGAUUUUUCAGCCAGAAGAUGGUCAGCCAAGAGUCCUGAGCAGCAAGCGCCUCAGUGUUGGGAAUGUGUCACAGCCAUGUAUCACCAAACUGUAUAGGUGUUUAGCUCCAUAUGAGACCAAGGACACCAAGAACAGAUCAUUUAGCGUGACUGUGGGUGAAACUCUGGAAGUUCUCAUCAAAGAUCAAGCUGGAUGGUGGCUGGUUGAGAAUGAAGAGAAGCGUCUAGCCUGGUUUCCUGCUCCCUACUUGGAGCUGUGUGAGGAGGAAGAAGGAGAGGAUGAGCUAGACAGUGCAGGUGGUCAAAGGGAUCUUUACUGUGCUAUAAAGACCUAUACCUCUGCCAGGAAAGAUGAGCUAACAGUGAACAUCGGAGCCAUAGUGGAGGUUAUUCAGAAGUCUGAUAAUGGCUGGUGGCUAGUUAGGUACAAUGGAAAGGCAGGCUAUGUGCCCUCUAUAUACCUACAGCUAUACUCCAACCCUAUGAUUUGCAUGCAGAAAAAAUUGAAUAGCUCCAACCUAAACUUGUCCACUCUAUCUACAGUGCUGUCUCACCCCACACGCAAGUCUCACUUCCAUAAGUCCCACUCUCUUGAGGUGCUCUCUGAGCCUCUGGGUCACAGUUCACCAGUUAAUUACAAUGAAUCUGACACCCCUGAAUACAGCUUAAGUGAUGACACUGACUUUUGCUCCAGCUCCUCUGUUUCUCUGAGGCUGAGCGUGUAUGGAUCUGAGGGGGAAGAUAACUUGAGACAGUCAGGGAAAGAUAGUCCAGACAGUCCUGAUAGUGUUUUGUCUAUGGAGCUUCAAGGCACUACCAAAUCAGAAACCAGCAGCCCUUCCAAACUGCACCCACAGGUGCCACCUCGUCCACAAACCCAAGAGAUCCUCACUCGCUGUACCACCUACACCCGCAAAGCAGCCCUGGAAACCAAAGCUCGUUUGUUUAAAGGUGCUGAGAUUCAGGCACUGUGAAAGCAGAGCAGAUUUCAUUUUUAAGGAGAUGUUUUUGUAAACCUGGACUGUUCUCAUGUUGACGCAUGACAAUUAUGUCUGUCUGGUACAUCUUAUUAUCUUUUUACCUUUGCUAUGAUAAUAAACUGUUCAUCAUGCAGUUAUGUCCACUCGUCAGACUGGUUCUAUUCUAAAGAUUAGAAUUAUAAUUUAAUAAUAAUAUGUCUGCCUUUUUACAGUCACUUGGCAUGUCAUAUAAUUGGCCUGUGGAAGUGUAAAAGAAUAUUGUGCAAAAUAUUGUAUAGACUGUUUUCUCAUUAGCUAUACUUUGUUUUUUAACAUUAUCUGUAUUCCCCAUACUCCACAGUACAAUGUCUCUGAAUAAAAUGAUCAAAUAGAUUAUAUAUUAUGUUUUAAACAAUUAUUUUGUUGUAUAUAACUUAAGAGUGGUAUGAUACUGAUGACCCAGGGUAGUGUUACAUUGUGUAUACUGUAAUUGUUGGCAUUUCCCUGUUCAUUAUCACAAAAAUAGAAAAUAGACUUACCUUUUGACUAUAAUUCCUCUCAAAGUUUCUUUUGUCAUGUUUUAUUUUGCCAUUUUCAACUCUGGCUUGCUAAGUGGGGAUUUAAUUCUGUAUCAGAGGGACUUCUACUUUUGAAUAUCUUUAUAUUCAUAAUAAAAAAUUAUUUAUGUCUUUA